GAAAGAGUCGAGCCACUCUACGGAUGAGACGACUGCGAAAGCUUUAAUAGUCUUCCAUCAAAGCCUAAGACCAUGACUGCCAUUGAUCAGACAUGUAUGUCAUAGAGCUUCGAGUCGAUCCAUAAUCUGACCUACUCCCUCCUACACCGAGUCUACGAUCGACGUCCUGCCGCAGUCGCAUGCACCUUCGCCUACCAAGACUGGGAUUCGCCGCCCUGGUUCCCAGUGAACAGCGACUUCGAAAUGGCCUCCAUGAGCAAGAGAACUCAAGCGCGCAAUGAGAGAGAGCUGCAUGAUCUACUUCGUACGCCCGGAAACUCACAAUGCGCCGAUUGUGGUGCAAAGAAUCCAGCCUGGGCAAGCUGGAAUCUGGGAGUCUUUCUGUGCAUGCGAUGCGCAUCAUUGCACAGGAAGUUAGGCACACAUAUUUCGAAGGUCAAGUCACUGAGUAUGGACACAUGGACGGCGGAGCAAGUUGAGAGCAUGAAACGCAACGGGAAUAAUGCAGUAAACAAGGUCUACAAUCCCAGAAACAAGAAGCCCGAUAUGCCCCUUGAUGCGGACGAGGUGGACUCUGCCAUGGAGCGGUUCAUACGCAAGAAAUAUCAAGAGAAGAGUUUGGCAGAUGGAAGACCAGAACCUCCACGUCGCGACGACAAUCCACCAACGACUUAUUCGAGACCCCAGCAGGAAGACUCCCCUCCUCCCCCUCUACCGCCAAAGAAAGGCAAGCUUUUCGGUUUCAGUCUCCGAACAUCGGCUUCGGCACUACCCCUGUCAAGGCACGACAAGAAGAAAGCGGCCAAAGAAAGAAGCAUGGAUAGCAACUUCCAAGUACCCGCGGACGAUUAUAACUCCAUGUCGAGAAUGGCGGACUCACGUUUUGAGAUGACGGACGCGGACCUACAGAAGAAGUUGAACAUGCUAUUAGACAUGGGCUUCUCGGAUGUGGAACGCAAUACGAACUUACUUCGGAGACUGAAUGGAAACGUCGAAAGGACUAUUGCAACGCUGGUUCAGCUAGGGUCAAGUGAAAGCAACAAGUCUUCAACCACCAGAAGGCCACAAGACUACACCCCUUCGACCGAAUUUCCGCCCGUCACGACAGCUCCAAAGUCUUCGGAACCGUCUUAUAACCCGUUCAUACAGACAAGCAAUCAAGCUACCGUUGGUCUUUCCAUGGGUCAGCCUCAGGCGGCCCCUGCUCAGCAAUAUGCUAGCAACAACCCUUUUGGUCAGCCACCACGGAGUCAGACUGAUGCUGGUCUUGAGCAAUCGUUCCAGUCCAUGCAGAUCGCCCAGCCAUUGUUCCCUCACAGUACUGGGGGCUAUCCUGCCCAGCAUGCUCCUUUGCAGGACCCGCGCUUGCAAUAUUCCAUGACUCCUCCGGUCCCCUCAACAAACUUCCAGCAAGGCUACAUGGCAUCGCCUGCGGCUAUGCCCGCGAACACAAACCCAUUCUUUCAAUCUGCUCCUAUCUCGUCUCAGUCGACUGGCAACAACCCAUUCCUUGCCCAGACACAGCCCAGCGCUGCACCUUCAUCACAUUCGACCAAUCCAUUUUUGGGCUUUCAACAAGGACAACCGACACAAAGUCCCCUUCGCCAGAGUUCACUCCCUGCCACCAUGAAUCCUUUCGGCAUACCACCGUCACAGUUCCCUCCUCAGGCGUCGCAGCAGCAGACGGUUGGUGCGUCGGUGUCGCAAGCACCAGACUUCUUCGGCGCUGCUCAGGCGAAUUCAUUCGGAAACCAGAACAAUCCAUUUCAAACCCAGCAAAUGCAGCAACAACCACAGCAGCAGAUGCCCCAGUCUCCAGCCCCGCAAACACCCACGGGCUAUGCAAACUUCCAAUAUGCCCAGCCUCAAAGCCAACAACAGCCCCAGCAGGCGCAGAUGCCGCACUACCAACAGCAACAAUUUGGCCAGCAAUCUCAACCUCUCAUGUCCCAACAGACAGGUCGCCACGACAAAAACUCCAUCAUGGCCCUGUUCAACUACCCUCAACUUGCACCCCAACCGCUCGCGUCCAUCCCCGAACCUGCAGACCUGCAGCCAAAUCAGCAACAAGUCGUCUCACCCGCGCCAUCGGGGGACAUCUUUGGUCAGCCAAAUUCUCCCACACCCACGAAGCGCAGCGCUACGAUGCCAGUCUCGCUGUCGAACAUGCACUCGGCUGGCGGCGCUGGAAGUCGUAAUCCGUUCCUGACGAACGCCGCAAGUACGAAUGCGAAUGCCACUUUUGGAGUCAAUUCGCCACCGCUUGCCAGUGCUAUGCAGAAUCAGAUGCAGUCGCCACAAGGGAUUGCUGCGAGGCACGCUAGUCGAGAUAGUAUGCUCAUCAGCGGCCUGGAGAGUGGAAGACAUAGUCCCGAUGCAUUUGCGAAUUUGAGCGCACGAUACCAAUGAGGUCUAGUGACGUGAAGGACUAUCGCGAGGGCAUGUUGAGAAAAGACUAUGUAGCAUCUACCCAAGUACUGACAUCGAUGUUUUGAGUCGUCGCUAGAGUACGGUCUGAUACGAUGCCCGGUGCUGCAGCGAGAAAAAGAAGGGGAGAUAAUAUCCCAACGAGGGCUGAAUAGCCGGAGAUAGUUACGAAUUUCCUUUGCUCUUGCCUCCUGCCUGCUCUUCUUGAUUGUUGAUGAGUGGCUAUCUAAGCCAUUACUGGUGUAUAAUAUCCGAGGCGAAACAGGCGCGAAAGCACUUCAGACAUACCAUGAUCUAG
This is a messenger RNA of Exophiala xenobiotica, 2725 nucleotides long. RefSeq lists its product as uncharacterized. The record is from RefSeq and is a predicted model, not a curated record. Bases 244 to 2409 code for a protein of 721 amino acids. Gene Ontology annotation, cellular component: Golgi apparatus. Gene Ontology annotation, biological process: intra-Golgi vesicle-mediated transport; endoplasmic reticulum to Golgi vesicle-mediated transport; endocytosis. The transcript is spliced from 2 exons. Gene Ontology annotation, molecular function: protein binding; GTPase activator activity. Lineage: Eukaryota; Fungi; Ascomycota; Eurotiomycetes; Chaetothyriales; Herpotrichiellaceae.